AUGGUUCAGCAUUCACCUGCAUGCCAAGGAUUUAUCUACAUUGUCCUCCUCCGGUUCCUGAUUGGCCCCUGCGUUUGGUGCGCUGUCCUGUUGGUGCAACUCUCUUUGAUCCUUGGGGGCGCGGCCUGCUACAUCAAGAGCUUCCAAUGUGCUGGUUCCAGCAUUUUUGAGACUGGCCAGCAAGUGGCGGUCGCCGUCACGGUCACAGUGCAGGUGGCGGCCACCAACGCGGCCACUGGCUCGGAGGCCACCAGCGAAGCUCUCACGGGAGAUGGGGCAGAUUACGGAGGCGUCCAGUACCGCACAAAGAGCGGUUACGCCUGUGAGACCUGGGGUUCGGGCGUGGCCUCCAGUUACACGAACCCGCCUUACACCACGCUGGCUGGAGCCCAGAACUACUGCCGCAACCCGUAUGUGGCUACCCAGACCAACAAAGCGAGCACCAUUUGGUGCUUCACCACGGAUCCACAGACAAGGUGGGAGGAGUGCACGCCGGUGGGCGUGAUCCAGCCGGUGUGCGCCUCGGGGUACGCCGUCACCAGCGAGGAGGUCCGCAAGGUCUUAGAGAUCGCAGGUUAUGUGGUUUGGGGCUUUGCCUUCAUUUACUGGCUCUUGGUUUGUUGCUUCUUCGAUCGGAUCCAGCUGGCCAUUGCCGUGAACAAAGUGGCCGCCACCUUCGUGUCCCACACCAUGCGCAUCAUUGGGGUGCCCAUCGUUCAAGCAGUGGUGGGGAUCCUAUGGAUCCUCUUGUGGGGCGUUUCAGUGAGCUUCCUCGUCUCACAGGUGCCAGCGGACUACACCCCCACAGGUGCCUACACGACCUACCUUGAGGCUUAUGGUUCGACGAACACCACCGGCGCUUGUACAGACAAGUGGCCCACCGGCUCUGUAUACAAGGACGAGGACAACUGCAGCUUGGCAGUGUCAUCGUGGCGGGAUAUGGCGGCAGUGGAAGGAGUGAGUGACGUCUUCGACUACCGCUUUGCAGUAUCCUUCUUCGUUUUCCUUUGGAACAACGCCCUCAACAUUGCCAUUGGCCAAUGCAUCAUUGCCGGCGCUGUUGGUGUUUGGUUCUUCACACCUAACGCCGAGAAGGGGAAGAGGGGAGCCAUCAAGACAUCGGUCUGGAAUGUCUUCCGCUAUCACCUUGGCUCGCUGGCCUUCGGCUCCUUCAUCAUCGCAGUCAUCCAAUUCAUUAGGUACCUGAUGAAUUACUUCGAGAAGCAGGCGAAGGCGCAGAAGAAUCGCGUAAUGGCAUUGAUUUUGCGCUGCCUUCAGUGCUGCAUGUAUUGCUUCGAGCAAUGCAUCAGGUUCUUGAACAAGAACGCAUACAUCCAGAUCGCGCUCAUGGGCACCAACUUCUGCACCUCUGCGAAAAAGGCCUUCUUCCUCAUUCUGCGGAACGCCUUGCGCUUCGGGACGGUCGCGUUGUUGAGCACCAUGGUGAACCUCAUUGGUUUCUUCUUCAUUGUGGCUGCAUCCGUUGGUUUGGGCCUCUCGGCAGGGUUGGCCCGGAAAAAUUUGAUGCUAGCGUGGCCAUGCAUGGCCAUGUAG
Durusdinium trenchii is the source of this 1554-nucleotide messenger RNA. The record is from the annotation of a GenBank genome assembly. NCBI's taxonomy places the organism in Eukaryota, Dinophyceae, Suessiales, Symbiodiniaceae.